UUUCAGUUAGAUUUCCGCAGUAACGGCCGCGGUGAAUUUGAGUGAGUGUCGCUGCUGGAUGGUGAUGAUGAUGGAGGACGCACGAAGUGGUGGUGGUGGUGAUGCACGAAGGGUUGCUGCUGGUCGCAGCGGGGACGACGAUGACGGCAUGUUUGCCAACUACUUGAACACACUGACAAGGCACCUGAGCAAGUAUGGCCACGGUAGCAGCGGCAGCGGCACAGGGAACACGGGCGACGACCGCACUGCACAACGUGCCGAUGAUGAUGAUUACGAUGAUGGUCAUGGGCAUGGGCAUGAUGAUGACGACGAUGUGGAAGGCUGCGUCGGGCAUGGGGACCAAUACCGCAGCGAGCCUGCACAUGGUGGUGGGCGUGGCAAGUCCGUGAGCUUUCGUCUCGAGAAGAAGCAGGGAGGAGGAGACCGUGAGCGCGCAGGAGAAGAAGGAGGGGAUGACGACCUUGACGGCACACGGAGGUCACGAUACAGCCACAGCACGCGGGCCGAUGUGCUCGAGAGCCAGUUGUCCCCCAUCCCUGCACGGCACACUGGGAAGGACGUAUCACAUGUGCUGCUUGACGACGACCUCCCAGCUCUUCGCACCCCGCGCGCAGCCAACCGCAGCCACCUCAGCUAUCAUGAAGGUGACAGCGGCCUCGAGGAGCAACUGGGCGUGUAUCGACAACGCGAUGCUAUUUACCAAGAUGAGCUGGCGUCACUGCAGAAGGAGAACUCCACACUGCAACAGCAAGUCCACCGCCUCCGUGGCGAGCUGCAGCGGUUGUCUCUGGAGACGCGAGAAGGGGACGCGGCCAGGGCCAAGUGCAACGAAGUGGAGAAGAUGCACCGGGUUGAGGAGCAGCUGAAGACGGAAGUGCGGGAAUCACAGACUCAAGCGCACGUCCUGCGACAGCAAAUCAACCAGCAGGAGACGACGAUUCACGAGCUGAAGCGGGAGGUUGAGGAUCUGCGACGCGAAGUGCUGGAGACGGGCGAACUCAAGAACUCUGCGGUUGAAGAAACACGUGCGGUGCUGCGUGAAGUCACCAAGGAGCGUGACGAGGCGCGACAGCUGUACGAACGCGUGAGCAAAGAACUGUCUUCUCGAGUCGCAGAAACCAAGUCCCUUCAGCAGAAGGUUGAGCUUGAGGAGCGGGUGUUGGCGGAGGAGCGAAACCAGACGGCGCUCAGAGACAGGCACAUCCAGGAACUUCAAGCGAAGGAGGCGGAGUUUGUGCGAUCGGAGCGACAACUGCGUGCCGCGCUCACAGAUGCCGACGAUGUGCGGGAGUCUCUGCUUCGGAAACUCUCUGCGCAGGCGACCACGAUUCGCGAUCUCCGAGAAGCAAUCGAUGCGUUGUCGGAGCAAAACCAGACACUUGUGUCUCACAAUCAACUGCUGCGAAGCGGAAGAGAUACAGCAUCCCUGCCCGAUUUCACCCCAGCCAGGUUUGAAGGGAGCAACGUGCAGGAAAAAGCCGCCGGUCGCGUCACGUCGGCGGAGGCAGACGCGCUCCAAGAUGAGCUUGGCAAGACGCUGCAGCAGUUUGCGCGUGUGUUUGAUCUUGCGCUCGCGCGCAUCAACAACAGCGACGAUGAUGUGCGUCGCCUCCUCGGUCUCUCCGCCCAGCGAGAUGCGCCGCUGUUCGUGCGCACAACGGACGUUUCCUCCCGCCUCGACUGCAUCAGAGAGAUGCAGCGGUUCAUCAACAAGCUCGAGACCGGCAUCAGCGACGCGUACGCGAGAGAUGUUGGUCAUCAAGCGUGUGGAAUUCAAUGACACAAGCGCACGCGACAGUGUUGUUUUCGUCUUCUCUUCUACUUCUCCUCCCCUCUCGUGCGCGCGCUUCCCAACGCGCUUUAGCCCAGCCUUGUCUCUCCCUUCCAUGUUUAACCAUUGUUUGUUCUUUCCUUUCUGUCACUCAUGCAUCCGUACGUGCACGUGCUCGUUGUUGAACAUACUUCUAAUUGAUUACACGCCUUCUUCUCUUUUGUCCACAUCAGCAUUCCAAAUAACAACCAAACAUG
Salpingoeca rosetta is the source of this 2028-nucleotide messenger RNA. RefSeq lists its product as uncharacterized. The record is from RefSeq and is a predicted model, not a curated record. The transcript is spliced from 15 exons. NCBI's taxonomy places the organism in Eukaryota, Choanoflagellata, Craspedida, Salpingoecidae. The coding region runs from base 59 to 1780 and encodes 573 amino acids.